Molecule: messenger RNA, 1575 nt
Organism: Fundulus heteroclitus (mummichog)
Lineage: Eukaryota; Metazoa; Chordata; Actinopteri; Cyprinodontiformes; Fundulidae
Exons: 10
Coding region: 130-1176 (348 amino acids)
Source: RefSeq, a predicted model, not a curated record
UUUGGAAGAACUGGCAAGAUAUCACCAGACACAUUUUAUAAAAGCUUCUUGGAAUGGGUAGCCGUAAAAUAUGAAGUACAAAAGCUGUGUACGCCGCAGUUCUUCAAUUGCCCCGCCUGCAGUCCAGAGAUGCUUGCAGUAUCAGUGGAUGGUAAUCGCAAGCUUUAUAGAUUCAAAUCAAAUUCAAGCACUCAAGAGCCAGGACAUUUUGAUGAUGUUUUUAUUCAAAAUGAUGAGGAGGUAGCCAAGUUUGUUGAAUACAUCCACACACAAACAAAACAUGUGGUUCAGCAGUGUCCUGAGCACAGGAAUCUGCUGUCCAUGCGCCCCUUUCUUUCAGUUAUGCAUGCAAAGGCACACUCUGGGAAAUGCGAGAUCAAAUGGGGAGGUGCGUUCCAGGAAGGUGCGGGUUCAACUAUCGGAGAAGAGGUUGAACAGGUAAACAGUUUCCUGUCUAGGGCAGCCAUCACCACAAAGUACAUGUCUAAAGCAGGACGAAAAGACAUGCUUACCCUCUUGGCUUUAGGGUGGAAUGAAAGGAAGUUGGAAAACCUGAGUCGCACUUUAAGCCAGAGAUACUUAAAGACUGUAAGGAUACUCAAAGAAGAUCUCGACAGCCUGAAUGCUGCAAAAAAGGAGCUUGGCAUUGAUGAUGACACAGUGCAGCUGUGGGUGGCUGAUGUGCAGAAGUGGGCAGAGGAAACUGAUCAAAGUGAUGGUAGCCUUGGUGCACUACAGGCACGGAUAGAGGAGCUGGCUGUCCUCGUCAAAGUACGCAGCCUAAACCUUUACAAACAAACAGAUAGCAACAAGAGGCGACAUAAGAUACGAAGAGUCAUUUUAAAAGACAAAAAACGCCUGGCAGCAGCUAUUGCCGAGUACAAUCAUCUGGCUGAACCGUCUGGACAAAUUGUGUCCACUGAUGGCAUUAUCCAGACUGACACGUGGCCUUGGCGAAGUGAAACCUCUCUUGUUGACCUCUCUGAGGAUGCCCAAAAAGGACUGCAGUGUCUGGUUCAUAAGAGGCUCAGCAAACUGAAAGCAGAAAUGCGUUUAGUCAAGGGCCAUUACAACACUAUCCUGAAUGAUAACUCACACCUGGAGUUGGAAGAAGAAGACAUAGAACUUGAUACUAUAUACUCUGAUUUCAGCUCUUCUGAUGAGGACUCUGACUGAAUGUCAUCUGCCAUCAAACAUGCUUCAAUUACUGUUGUCGUUGUGGUUGUUGACGUGUUGAUGGUUGUGGUUGCUGUGGUUGAGUAUGUUGUAUGAUGCUUGUGCCCUUGGGGUUUUGUUGUGUACAAAGUUUAACAGGGUUUCUAUGGCUUUGGAUCAAAUUGUCAUUAAGCAAUAAUCAAUGUGUGUUAAUGUGUUAAAUAAUUAAGAUGUCAAACUUCACACAUAGCUAAAUCCUCAUCUGUCUAUAAAAGAUUGUGUCCAUAAUACAGACAGUCAAAUGUUGUGUAUUUACAAGUUGCAGUCAGACAGCUUUACAUGUUUUCCAGUCUUAUGUGGGUUUAUUUUUUUAUUAUUAUUUUUUAAACUUGACAUUGCAUUGCCCAUUGCCCAUUAAUC